Naumovozyma castellii is the source of this 1074-nucleotide messenger RNA. RefSeq names its product Ibd2p (gene IBD2). Lineage: Eukaryota; Fungi; Ascomycota; Saccharomycetes; Saccharomycetales; Saccharomycetaceae. The record is from RefSeq and is a predicted model, not a curated record. Bases 1 to 1074 code for a protein of 357 amino acids. The transcript has a single exon.
AUGAGCUCAUCAUCCACUAAGAAUAAGAGCACAAAAAGCAACAACAAUAACAACAAUACAUCAAUAGAGCUUGUUUCUGAAGAUGGUCCUAUGCCUAUAAAUAUAAUGAUGCAGGAAGGUGUGAAAGCAUUAACCAAGAUCUUAUCUAACCAGUUACAAGAUAGGAAAGUGUUUGAUAACCCUCAACAAUCGAUGCAAUUCGUGAUAAGAAACACCGGUGGUAAAAUUAUUAAAGACUCAUCACAUAAUGGUACUUCACCUCAAAAACAAAACGGCAAGAUGACUUCUGACGAUGAAAUUGUAGAGUUGGAUAAUCAAAGCAACUAUCAUGUUAACGAUAAAUCGGCUACUACUUUACAAUCCAAUGUCUUAAAUAAUGAUGACGUCCAGAAUUUCUUGGAUGAAGAAUUUCAAGAUCCUGAAUUGCAUUUAGAUGAUGAAGAGGGCGAAAUAAUAUUUGAUUAUGAGACACACGAUUUAAUGGAUGCACCAGAUGGUAUUGGUGAAAGAAUCUCUCAAAUGAUCGAAUCAGUAUUGCCAAAUGGCUUCCCAAAGGAUGCACACGGAAGGCUCCAUGCAGUUGUCAACGGAGAUGAGUUGAACAUUACUGAGGAAGGUGAUGGCGGAGAUGAUGAGCAUAAUCAACAUAUACGACCACAAUAUGCACCUCCAAAUGGGAGAGCAUUGAAUCAAACAUCAAUGAGGCGACAUGAAUAUGAUGAUCAUGCAGACGCUGAGGGAGCGGAAGAAGAUAUUGAUGAAGAACUAUUUGAACAUGAAGGAUGUUGUCCUCACCAUCAACGUCAUGGUCAAUUAUCAGAAUUUCGAAAUUACAAUUACCACGAUUUUGAAUACCUACCAUCACAAGUGAAGCAACCUCCAAAUUUUUCUGUUCUUCUUGAACAAGGGAAACCUAUGUGUAUGUUCUGUGAGUAUUAUAUGGUCUUUGGAGAACCUCCCAGAAAUAUGAUCAAAUGGUACAAUCGAACAUAUGGUUAUAAUCGUCUGCCGCACUCUAAUGAUAGACACCAUAAUCAUAAUCAUAACCAUAACCAUCGAAAGAGAAAUCGUUAA